AUGGCUCCUCUCAUUCUACAUAACGUUCCUGACGACGAGUGUUACGUUGGCGAUGAUGGCGUGAAGCGACCAUAUGCCAUGUAUUUCAACCAGCAAGAUGCUCCCCAAGGAAGCGCACGGUCACGUCGCAGCGCCGCUGAGUCUGGUUCCUUCGGUAAAUCCACACGGCGCUCACGAUCACGUACUGGUACACCUGCACGCAGUCGCGAAAAUCCUACACUAGCUGCUGCAGACAAGCUCUUUGGCGACUGGGUAUCGAACCAGGCUGCAACAGCGCCAUCUCAAACUGUUCAGCGCAAGAGCAGUGGUUUGAUGCAAGAAGAGGUUCCCGUCAAGCGAUCUGUUACUUCUACACCCGUCGAGCUCAUCCUUCGCGGCUACCGGUCAUCAACACAGCAGUAUGCCGCUAUUUCACACUAUGAAUCCCUUGCCGGCGCGAUCUUGGAGGAUUACCCUCGCGAACCUCCUGCCAGCCAACGCCGAUACAAAUCUGAGUUGCGCGACCCUGCCUUUACGCGACGUCGCAACCUGACAGCAGAUGAGCGAGCUAUGGUGAAUCGCGCAGAUGGCGGAGAGCACUGGGUGAAGGUCACCUUCGAAAGCAGAGAAGCUGCCGAAGCUGCUACUUUUGCCAGCCCUCAGAGAAUACUGGGUCAUCUGGUUUAUGCUGAGCCGUACCGAGGUGUUCCUCCCGCCAAAGACGAGGCUUGUCCCGAUAUCGAGGUCGUUCCAGACCAUUCCCGCUCACAAAGUAUGCCUGCUGCUGUUCCCACUGCCAAUGGUCGCAAGAGCUUCAGUGGGCCUACAUCGUUUAACAGCCGGCUCCUCGAUCUCUCUCCUCCUCAUUCGCAGACAUCUAGCUUUACCAUGGAUACUGGAACUAUCAGCAACUCUCACGCUUCUACAGCUACGAUCACCGAGCCUUUCCCUCUUCCUCAAGCUACCACAUCAAGCAUCGAACCCAUGGAGAUCCGUGAUGGCGACAGCGUUUUCUGCCGCCGCAUCCCUACUGCCCGUCGCGCUACCAUUCUUCCCGCCGAACAAGCUCUCCUACCUCAACAAACUAUGAUGCAACGGGUCGUCAAUGCUAUUCCCUUUGUGAAGUGGUUCGGCGGUAGCAUGAUCGGCAACGAAGUACCACGAACCGAGACCGGCGAGUUUGACUGGAGCAAAGCCAGUCUCUACUGGAAGCUUAUCUGGUGGCUCGACGCUACUUUUGGACUGUUCAGCGGCGAUGUACUCAAUGCCGACAAGGACGACUAG
Messenger RNA from Fusarium mangiferae, 1263 nucleotides. RefSeq lists its product as uncharacterized. The record is from RefSeq and is a predicted model, not a curated record. The coding region runs from base 1 to 1263 and encodes 420 amino acids. The transcript has 2 exons. NCBI's taxonomy places the organism in Eukaryota, Fungi, Ascomycota, Sordariomycetes, Hypocreales, Nectriaceae.